AUGGACAGGAUUUUCUCUGGCUUCUUGCUCUCUGCGCUUCUUCUCUUCCAGGAUCAUGGCAUUUACGGGGCUCCUCCUCAGCCCAGAGGCGCUCUGUGUAGGACGAGACCCACCGACCUGGUGUUCAUCAUCGACAGCUCCCGCAGCGUGCGCCCCCACGAAUUUGAGCAGGUCAAAGUCUUCUUGUCCCAGGUCACCGAGUCCCUCGAUGUGGGCCCCAAUGCCACUCGGGUGGGGGUGAUCAAUUAUGCCAGCACAGUCAAGAACGAGUUCUCCCUCAAGACCCACUGGACCAAAGCCAGCCUGCUGCAAGCCGUCCGCAAGAUCAAGCCGCUCUCCACGGGCACCAUGACGGGCUUGGCGAUCCAGUUUGCCAUCAAUAGGGCGUUCAGCGACUCAGAAGGGGCCCGUGUGAGGUCUCCUGAGAUUAACAAGGUGGCAAUCAUUGUGACAGACGGACGCCCCCAGGAUGGUGUGAAGGAUGUAUCAGCGAGGGCAAGAUCCCUUGGCAUUGAGCUGUUUGCCAUCGGGGUGGGCCGAGUGGACAAGAACACUCUUCGGCAAAUGGCAAGCGAGCCGCUGGACGAGCACGUGGACUAUGUAGAGAGCUACAGUGUCAUUGAGAAGCUGGCCACAAAAUUUCAAGAGGCCUUCUGUGAUCUGUCAGACCUCUGUGCCUCUGGAGACCACGACUGUCAGCAGAUCUGUGUCAGCACACCCGGGUCAUAUACCUGCGCUUGCAAAGAGGGCUUCACAUUGAACAGUGAUGGGAAAACCUGCAGUGCCUGCAGUGGUGGAUCUGCCACUGACCUUGUGUUCCUGAUUGAUGGCUCCAAGAGUGUGCGACCUGAGAACUUUGAGCUUGUGAAGAAGUUCAUCAACCAGAUCGUGGAUUCGUUGGAUGUCUCCGAUAAAAAUGCUCGCGUGGGCCUUGUCCAGUACUCCAGCUCCGUCAGGCAGGAGUUCCCUCUGGGACGGUACAACAACAAGAAGGACAUCAAGGCAGCAGUGAAAAGGAUGUCCUACAUGGAGAAAGGAACCAUGACAGGCCUAGCGCUGAGGCACCUCACUGAAAAGUCUUUUGAUCCCUCCAGUGGAGCCAGACCUGGCGUCCCCAAGGUGGGCAUUGUCUUCACGGAUGGACGGUCACAAGAUUACAUCAGCGAUGCUGCCAAGAAAGCCAAGGAUUCAGGCUUUGAGAUGUUUGCUGUGGGAGUGGGCAAUGCCGUUGAAGAUGAAUUAAGGGAAAUUGCCUCAGAGCCAGUACCAGCGCACUAUUUCUAUACUGCUGAUUUCAGUACCAUCAACAAGAUUGCAAAGGAACUGCCUACGAAAAUCUGUGUCGAGGAGGACCCAUGUGAAUGUAAAGCCAUUGUGAAGUUCCAGAAAAACGUAGAAGACCUCAUAAAGUCAUUGACACGAAAACUGGAAGCUGUGACAAAAAGGAUCGCCGCCCUGGAAAACAAGAUCAUCUAAACACCCGGAGCACUAUUAUAUUUCUCCUUCGUAACGUAACAGAAUUGUGCCAGAAGACCUUCAUGCAUACGCAGGAGCAAC
Mauremys mutica (yellowpond turtle) is the source of this 1557-nucleotide messenger RNA. RefSeq names its product matrilin 1 (gene MATN1). The record is from RefSeq and is a predicted model, not a curated record. Gene Ontology annotation, molecular function: calcium ion binding. Bases 1 to 1476 code for a protein of 491 amino acids. The transcript has 8 exons. NCBI's taxonomy places the organism in Eukaryota, Metazoa, Chordata, Testudines, Geoemydidae.